Molecule: messenger RNA, 3603 nt
Organism: Fonticula alba
Lineage: Eukaryota; Rotosphaerida; Fonticulaceae
Exons: 9
Coding region: 1-3603 (1200 amino acids)
Biological process (GO): GPI anchor biosynthetic process
Cellular component (GO): endoplasmic reticulum
Source: RefSeq, a predicted model, not a curated record
AUGACCGUGUCCCUGCAGAAGGGGCCGUCGAGCGAAAUGGACAAGGGUCGAUCGUCGACUGUCGGCGGGGCGUCUGCCAGCACCCGGCGUCGGGCUGGCGCCGCCGAACACCCUCCCGCCCGCACCUCCAGCGCCCAGGACGACCCCACUGGCAAGGCGUCCCUCUCGACCACGCCACUUCCCCCCCGAGGGCCAUUCAUUCAGGCUCGGGUUGCGGUUUGGAUGCACACCAUCCUGGUUUUCUCUGCCUUUGGCCUGGCCCUCGCCCUCGGUGUCAAGUAUGACUACUACAAGAUCGUCCGCAACCGGUGGCACCGCUACCCCGUGGAAUGGUUCCCCUCCAUUUCGGCCACCAUCGGGGACUACUAUCCCCAGCGGUCGGUCUUCCAGUAUUUGAUGGCUACCGCGGCCUUCCCGCGCUUUGCCAUGAUGCUGGCCGACUACUCGGCCAGUCCGCCGGGCUUCCUCCGCUUGGUGAUCUUGCUGCUGGCCUUCACUCGGGCGCUGAGCGCCGGCGGGUGGACCUACGUCACCAGCUCGGACUCCUCCUUCCCGCACGAGCUGGCCAUGGCCGUCUACCUGCUGUCCAGCAUCACCUUCCAUAUCCUGAACCUCGAUCCCAACCGCUCUCGGCUUCAUUUGGUCCUGCGCGCCGCGGUGCCGGUCCUCUUCCUGACGGCCGUCGGCGUCGGGGCCCACUUCUACAUCCAGCACAAGGUCCACCGGGUGGGCGGGGCCUACUCGCGCUAUGCCGUGGCCGAGUGGUCGCUCAUUCUGAUCGACGUGCUGGGCGACCAUCUGGCCAAUUACCACCUGACCGGGGUCCGGCUUACCUUUACCGACCGCUUCAGCCUGGUGGCCGUCGGCAGUGGGGCCCAUGCGGCCGACGUGCCCAACAAUGAGGCGGUCCUGGCGGCGGCCAAUGCCGCGGUGGCGGCGGCCCAGGCGGCCGAGGCCGCUGCCAAGGCCAGCGCCAAGGCCGGCGGUGUCCACCAGCCGGCCGGCUCGAUGGUUGGCCAGGCCGUGCCGGCGGUCAUCGCGACUCACGGUCGGCCGGCUGGCGCCCUCGGUGCCGGGCUGGCCUUCCUGUCGGACUGCGUGCAGUCGGCCCUGCACUGGACCUAUGCCACCAGCCUGCUUACCAUGAUUUGGUUCUUCCCCCUCUUCAACAUGGGCAUGUCCGGGCAUGAGGCGGCCAUCGUCGGCAGCUUCAUGACCAUUCUCCUGGCCGUGCCGCGCCUCCGCCGCCUGGUGGCCCGGAGCAAUGUGGCCGCGUCGGUGCUUCGUGCGGUGGCCCUGGCUGCCGGCAUCGGUGCGGCCUGGGUCGAGGAGCCUGCCGAGCGCCUGGGCCUCGGUGGCAUUGCCCUGGCGGCCAGCUCCAUCCUGAAGGCGGCCGCCCUGUCGGAGCUGACGGCUGGAGCCUACCGCAAGGCUGCUGCUGCCCAUGUGCUGGGGCUCAUUGCGACGGUGGUGCUGCGCGUGUCCUUCGGAAGCGGAAACCCCCUGUGGCCGGUCCUGCAUCCGGAUCGCCUGCCGGAGGCCGGUGGCGGCUGGCAUCGCCAGGGCCUGGUGGUCGGUGGGCUGGCUGUCCUGGAGCGCCUGCUGCGCCGGGGCCUUCGCCCGCGCGUGGCGCACCUCUUCCCAGUGGGGCUGAUCUACGGCACGCUGGUGGCCCUGACGCACUGGAUGCUGACCGACAUCGCGGUCAUCCCGCGCAUGGUGGUGCAGCACUACCCGGACCACGGGCCCAUGCCCCUGCCAUGGGGCCUGCUCCUGGUGCCGGCGCUCUCCUUCGGCCUGCUGUGUGGGCUCUUCACCGGGGCCGCCGGCAGCACGCUCCUCUGGGCCUUCGGCGCUGUCGGGGCCUAUUUGCUGAUGUGGCGCCCGACGCCGGAGCUGGGCUUCGCCGGGGGGCUGGCCGUGGCCUUCCAGGCGGCGUGCGUCUGGCCGGCCACCCUGCGGGCGUUGUCGCGCCUCGGCGGCCGGGCGGCUCCCCUGGCCAUCACCCUCGGGCAUGUGGUCUUCCUGGUGGGGCUCUUCUUCCAGGCUUUCGUCGUGGCCUAUGCCUUUGUCCCGGGAGGGGUGUACUUCCGGGAGAAGUCCGGCCUCCUGGCGGCGCUGACGGCCCUGGUCCUGCUUCUCGGCACCCGGCGGUACUUUGGCACCGGGACCGGCGGCCGGCUGGGGGCCAGUGCCCCGCUGGAGCGCCUGAGCGUGUGGGUGGUGGUCAUUCUCCUGCAUGUGGGGCUGGUGCUGGCGGUGCAGCUUCGCACGCGGCACAUCCGCCCGACCGGCAUGCACCCCGUGCGCAUGGUUUACGAGGAGGGCCCGGCCACCGCGGCCGCCAAUGGCCAGGACAUCGGGCCGCGGUACCGCCCGGACACGCUGCCCGGGGCCGUGCCCCCGGCGGCCAACAUGCCCACCCUGACGGUCGGCAUUUGGACCAUCCACUUUGGCUAUGACAAUGAGAUGUGGCUCAGUCAUGAGCGCAUGGCGCGGCUGAUCGAGGACAUGGACAUCGAUGUCAUUGGUCUGCUGGAGAGCGACACCAUGCGGUCCUUCAUCGGCAACCGCGACGUGCCGCUGCAAUUGGGCGAGCGCCUCGGCAUGUACGCCGACUAUGGGCCCGGGCCUCUGGAACACACGUGGGGCUGUGCCAUGCUCAGUCGCUAUCCGAUUGUUCGGUCCCGGCAUGAGCUCCUCCCCUCGCCGGUGGGCGAGCUGGCCUGUGCCAUUUACGCCACCAUCGCGGUGCCCAUCUCGCCGGCCACCCCGCGUCCCUACCGGCUCCCGGCGGACCUGGUGACCGCCGGGCACGAUGGCGAUGGGCAUCUCGGCUGGGGCACCGACCCGUAUGACCACCCGUAUGCCGUGCACCACCGGUUCCCGGUGGAUCGCGGCCCCGGCGUGGCCGGCGAGGAUCACCGGGCCGAGGCCGCCGGCUUCCGCUUGGUGGAUGUCAUCAUCUCGCACAAUGGCCAGGAGGAGGAUCCCCUGGAUCGGGAGUUGCAAACACGUCGGCUGGCCACCCUGCUGCGGCAUGGGCCGCGCCCGAGCGGCCUGCGCCCGGUGGCCUUCGCCGGCUACGUCGUCACCAAGCCCCAUGCGCCGGAAUACCGUCGCCUCUUUGAGGGGGGCAACAUCCGGGACAUCGAUCCCGAUGACUCGAACCGCUGGUGCCAAUACCUGGGCUACAGGGGCUUCAAGCGCCUCGGGUAUGCCCGGGUGUCGCACGGCGGCAUCACCGACACCGAGCUCCAGGUGGCCCGGUAUGGAGUGCCCCCGCUGGCGGCCCUGGCUGCUGCCACGGAGACUGCCAUGCUCGAGACGCCCCACUGCGAUCAUGACGUCCUGAAUUACUCGUGCGGCGGUGGGCCCGAGGUCCACGCUCUGUCCCGGGCCCUUGGGGAUCAUGAGCACCUUGUGGGCGAUGAGGCCGCCUCCGACCGGCUGAUCCCGAAGCAGGUUCGCUUCCCGGUUAUGUUCCACUGGCCCGGCUCCAGGCGGCACUCGUACCAUGUGUUCCGCCGGCCGAAGUUCUUCGUGCCCCUCGCCGAUCCCGAGGCGCCGGUCCAGCCUUUGGCCGAGCAGGCCGCCACCUAG